CUCGCCAACAGACGAUCUUUGGCGCUGGCUAAAGUUGCUACCGCUAACAGGGACCAGGGGAGACCGGGCAGCGCGUUCCUGGCUUCGGUAUGAUGCCCCGUGACAGCAACAUGACCUCCAUCGUGCAGAGAAUAGCUCGGCAGGCCCUCGUCACCUUCAGGAGCCCGCCCCGGGCCGGCGAGGAGCCCGGUAAGUCUUUCAUGGAGAACCAGAGUAAGCUGAAGAGCCUGAUGACGGAAGUGCGAGCCGCGGACCUGAAGCUGGUCCCGCGGAGAGCCGACGACGGCUCGCCCGGUGCGCCCCCUCCGUACCACCACGGCGCGCCCCCGGUCACCUACAUGCACAUCUGCGAGACGGACCACUUCAGCAUGGGGGUGUUUCUGCUGAAAAGCGGCGCGUCCAUCCCGCUGCACGACCACCCGGGGAUGCACGGCAUGCUCAAAGUCAUGUACGGCAAGGUCAGGAUCAGCUGCUUCGACAGGCUGGCCGGGAGCCCGCAGGUGAACCCCCAGCUCCCCCCGGCUCAGGUGGACGCUCUGCGGCGCUCCGUGCUCCGCUCCACCGGGGAGUACACGGAGGAGAGCGGCCCGUGCGUCCUCACCCCUGACCGGGACAACCUGCACCAGAUCGACGCCGUGGACGGCCCGACGGCGUUCAUGGACAUCCUGGCCCCGCCGUACGACCCGGACGACGGCAGGGACUGUCACUAUUACAAGGUCCUGACAGAAGCGGAGGUUAAAAACACAGAGAAGAAGAAGGAGGAGGAGGUCUGGCUCAUGGAGAUCUCACAGCCUCAGGAGUUCUGGUGCGGAGGGGAGCCGUACCCGGGCCCGGAGGUCUGCCUCUGAUCUGACUGACCUGCUGAAUGUCUCCCCUUUUUCUCGGGCUGGUCUGGCUUUUUGUGCACCCUGUAGAGGCACAAGGCCGGAGGCCUGUUGGACUUGAUUGGACAAACAUGGUCCUAAAUGAAGGGUCACUCUCUAAAUCAUUAAUCCAAACCUGAAGCCUUUGCAGACUUAGACACACAGUUAGAUAGCUUUUGCAGAACAGGUGACCCACCUGGGGAACAGCACAAAAAAAAUAUUAUUUGACCUCAUUGUAUUGUUUUAAAAUGAAAUUUGAAGACUCCAGUUUCCUUUUGACCCCCAGGCCACCAAACAACAUCCUGCUUGUAACAUGACCACUUCCUGUAUCUGGAUUAUUAAGGACGGAAAAGUCAUUUUUACUCUCUUUCACUCGUCAUCUUGCUUUAAAUGCUCUUCUGGAUUUCAAUAUUUUGGUGACACCAAAUAUCAAAUGUAUCCGCGUCCACUUUGUGAACUCGGAGGAGACGUUUGAGCCUGUUGAGUCGAGAAGCAACUAAACCUCAGACGUUAAUGUUGACGACUGACCGCUGUAACCAGGGAAAGAGCCUUGUGUGUCUCCUAAAAAGGCCUCCCUCCCCCCUUCACAUGCACUUCUUCUGGGUUUAUCUGCAGCAUUUUAGUUUUAAUUAAAGGUGGCGUUGUUUGGAAAACAAUUCAGGUGCAUAUUAUCACCCAUCAGCUGAAAGGCCAAAAUUGGAGUCACAGAAUUGAUGUGCGCUAAAAAUAAGGCCCUGUGAGGUAUUUCAGAUGGGGGGAUGCCCAAGAAAUGACAAAUUGAUGGUGUGCAGGGUGCUGAUGCUGCGUUCAAGAAAACUCAGGAAGGCUGGGUUAAAGUCGGCGCCUCAGGUUUCGACUCCAAAAGGGAAACUUUGGGGAAGAUUUUCAAAAUCUUCACCACCUAAAUUUCAGCUUUCAGUAUUGCAUGACCUUCAAUAUAAAGCAAGCACUUUGCUGCUGCUGCUGAAACGCUAACCAUAUGUGCAGUUAUACUAACAGUUGCAUGCAUUUUUCAACGCCAUAGCACUGAAUUGAAAUUUACAUAUGAAGGUUGUGAAUUCCUGACUUCCAACUGAGCCUUGAAUGCAGCAUUAAAGAGCCGAGUUGUCUCUCUGGACGUUUCCCCGAGGACCCUGAGGGACUGUGUCCAUGUGUUGUUGUUUUUUUUAAUCGCCUUCCUGCUUCAGGCUUUGUGACGUCUCGUUGCGGUCAGAUGAAUAAGAACUUCGGGUCUCUUUUGAGGCAUCUGAAACUGCAGGUAUUUUGUUUUCUCGCGUUGUGAUUGAUCCUCAGGGCUGUUUUUACCGCUGACUGAUUUAUUUUCAGGAGAUUGUAUUGAAGGAUGUGAGUUAAAUUUAGGCUUCAUCUCGGCACAAAUGUUGAUUAUCACUGUGUCAGAAAUGCAAUUAAUGAGACGUGAAAGGUGAACGUAAAGGUUUAUAGAGUUUAAAUUGCAAAGACUGAAGCUAAACAACCUGCUGAAUGAAUUAUAUAAUAUUCUGUUAUAAAUCUAAAUAGAUUAUGCUGAAACAUUUGGUGGCCUGAAACUAAAGCACUAAAGAUUUUGGAGAAUCGGAGCGUUUUGAAAUGUGAAAUGACGCAUUUCAGAUAACUUUUAUGUCAAACUGCGUCCUAAUUAGGAAAAGAAACUUCAAAAUGUCAAGUUUGUGAACAGUGAAUAAAGCCGAAGUGCUGCGUGUUGCAUCACUGGGAGUGAAACUCUACAGGUCUUCUGAUUGGCUCUUGAAAUCAGGCCUCAGUCCAGAAUCUGAUUCUCCAACUGCAGCCGAAGUUAAAUGAACAGUAACUGUAUUGAUGUCUUCUGCCUGUCAGUUCAUAUAAAACGUGCUGUUUAUUUUGCCUAAA
This is a messenger RNA of Micropterus dolomieu (smallmouth bass), 2729 nucleotides long. It is a transcript of the gene adob, whose product is annotated as 2-aminoethanethiol (cysteamine) dioxygenase b. NCBI's taxonomy places the organism in Eukaryota, Metazoa, Chordata, Actinopteri, Centrarchiformes, Centrarchidae. Gene Ontology annotation, cellular component: mitochondrion. The coding region runs from base 90 to 848 and encodes 252 amino acids. The record is from RefSeq and is a predicted model, not a curated record. The transcript has a single exon. Gene Ontology annotation, molecular function: oxidoreductase activity, acting on single donors with incorporation of molecular oxygen, incorporation of two atoms of oxygen.